CUAAUAUUUAAAAGUAAUUUUUAAAAUUCUAAAUUUUAGGUAAAAGGAUGAUAAUUUUUUCCCACUCCGAGCAAAAGUAAACACACCGAAGCAAACACAUCGAACAUGUACUCUCCGUUUUACCUCUCUCUUCUCCCCUCUCUCCAUCACCAUUUUUACACCUUCGCUCCUCGAUGCCCCUAAUCUCGAUCUCCUCCUCCUCUUCCUCCUCCUCCUCCCUCCUCCCCCACCACUUCUCCGCAGAAACCCUAAUCUCCUCCCUCGUCCCAUCACCUUCUACCCGCGCUUCGUCUCUUCCGAUUCUCAGAUUUAGUCGUCGGAUCGUCUCCAUGGCCGCGUCGGGGCCUCGAAACCCUAGCGCCGCGGCAGUGUCGGAGGUGGUGAACCCGCCAUUGCACCCGACAUACGACCUCAGGGCCGUUGUCGCUCUAGCUCUCUCCGAAGACGCCGGUGAUCGAGGAGAUGUAACUUGUCUCGCUACAAUACCAAUUGAUGUAAAAGCUGAAGCCACUUUCAUUGCAAAGGAGGAUGGGGUCAUCGCAGGAAUUUCCCUUGCAGAGAUGAUUUUUAAUGAGGUUGAUCCAUCACUAAAGGUUGAAUGGUCUGCAAAGGAUGGAAAUUACGUUCAUAAAGGAUUGCAAUUUGGGAAAGUGUACGGAUGUGCGCGGAACAUUAUUGUUGCUGAAAGGGUUGUACUCAAUUUUAUGCAGAGAAUGAGUGGAAUAGCAACGUUAACAAAGGCUAUGUCUGAUGCUGCACAUCCUGCAUGCAUCUUGGAGACAAGGAAAACUGCUCCAGGCUUACGCUUGGUGGAUAAGUGGGCGGUACUGAUCGGUGGUGGAAAGAAUCACAGGCUUGGUUUAUUUGAUAUGGUAAUGAUAAAGGACAAUCAUAUAUCUGUUGCUGGGGGUGUUACAAAUGCACUGAAGUCUGUAGACCAAUUCUUGGAGCAAAACAAGUUAACUAUUCCUGUUGAGGUUGAAACAAGGACAGUAGAAGAAGUGAAAGAGGUUUUGCAAUAUGCAACCGAAAAUAAGACUGCUUUGACCCGAAUAAUGCUGGACAAUAUGGUUGUCCCUCUUCCAAAUGGGGAUGUAGAUGUUUCGAUGCUUAAAGAUGCAGUUCGGUUGAUAAAUGGGAGAUUUGAGACUGAGGCAUCUGGAAAUGUUACAAUUGAAACAGUGAAGAAGAUUGGAGAAAGUGGAGUAACCUAUAUAUCCAGUGGAGCAUUAACACAUUCCGUCAAAGCACUUGACAUCUCAUUAAAAAUAGAUACUGAGCUUGCACUUCAAGUUGGAAGGCGUACAAACCGUGCCUGAACAUCAGGUGCCGUUUUUAACUCCUAAUUGUGGGAAGCUGAAUAAAACAGAAGAUUUUCUAGCGGUAAAUAAAUGAGGAAAAUAACUCUCAGGAAUGUUAUGCGAUAAAGAACAGGUUUAAUAGAGGCUCGACAAGAUUAUUACUUGUUUUUGUUUCUCUUUUUUUUUUUUCAGAAUGUUUGAUAACUGAAGAUUGUAAUCUUAAGAGCUUUGUGCAGAGGGACCACCAUAAUUAUUUCCAUAUUUCCCAGAAUUUGAGCAGAGAUAUAGCUUAUCUUUCUGCCCACACAUGUUACAUUCAUGUAUGUUCUUGUACCCAUGCUUAUGCAAAGAAUCUUACACAGCAAGCAUGCGGUACCUAUUCCUUAUAUAAUUCUUUGAGUAACGCCUCUUUGACUGUUGAAAGAAGUUAUCAUUUGAUCA
Messenger RNA from Ananas comosus (pineapple), 1742 nucleotides. Its product is annotated as nicotinate-nucleotide pyrophosphorylase [carboxylating], chloroplastic. Gene Ontology annotation, molecular function: nicotinate-nucleotide diphosphorylase (carboxylating) activity. The coding region runs from base 174 to 1319 and encodes 381 amino acids. Gene Ontology annotation, cellular component: cytoplasm. NCBI's taxonomy places the organism in Eukaryota, Viridiplantae, Streptophyta, Magnoliopsida, Poales, Bromeliaceae. Gene Ontology annotation, biological process: NAD+ biosynthetic process; quinolinate catabolic process. The record is from RefSeq and is a predicted model, not a curated record. The transcript is spliced from 10 exons.